Nicotiana tabacum (common tobacco) is the source of this 3093-nucleotide messenger RNA. RefSeq lists its product as uncharacterized. Gene Ontology annotation, cellular component: intracellular membrane-bounded organelle. Lineage: Eukaryota; Viridiplantae; Streptophyta; Magnoliopsida; Solanales; Solanaceae. The record is from RefSeq and is a predicted model, not a curated record.
UAUAAGAAAUAGAUUUGACUUAACCCGGUCAGCGGUCACCACUCACCAGAGUCUCCAUCAUCGGCUGCCUUGACUUCAACUUCACACCUUACUCUCUUACUUACCCUAAUAAUCAAAAUCAAAAAUCAAAAAUCAAAACACCAAUCUUUUUUUCUCCAACUACUCUUUUUCACAAUUCCAUCUCAAAUCAUACUCUUCUGGGUUCCAUUUCUCUUGCUAUGUAUCAAGAUUUUAAGUAACCGCUGAGUUACCAGUAUUAGCUGAUAUUGGGGGUACGUCAUUUUUGCUUCUUAUUUGACAAUGGCUGGUAUUAUCUGGUUGAUGCUGCUGUCAGUAGGUUUUGUUCAUUCUUAUGUAGUAGAUGGAGAAUUAGGACCCAGGACUAGAACUUCUAUGACUUACAAAUAUGAAAGAACUGAUGAGGUCAAGAAAGAAUGUUCUUUCGUUUUAGCUUCUGCUUCUGAAAUGAAACCUGAUGAUAACAGAAUCUUUAGCAUAAAACAUGAAUUAUCCUUUUUGAAUGGAGAUUGGUGGCAAGUGUCCAAUGAGGCUUCCCUAAUGCCCUUUGAUGAUAGAGAUCUUUUGAACAAAUCAUUAGAUCUUCGAUCUCCGUCAAACUUAGUUUCGUUUUGGGUUACUGAUGUUGAUCGUGCUCAUCGGUCUAAGAAGUCUGUGAGUGUGAGUGGUAUAUUGCAGAUUGGUGUCACCCUAGAUGGGUUGUUUUCGAGUAAACCCUACGAAAGAAGUCCUCAUUUUGAUAUAUGGCCCGGUCAUUCCCAGCUCUCUGUGUUGUUUGAAGGAGUAUACGUUGAAUCGAAGAAAAGUCAAGGGGAAAGAGUAAUGUGUUUGUUAGGGACAACCAUGUUGCCUUCUCGUCAGCAAGAGUCUAGUGAUCCGUGGGAGUGGGUAAAGGAAUCUGGUUAUACUAAUCAGCCACCUCUUAUGCAAGAUGAUCGAAUUUUGCUCGUGCUUCAUUAUCCUAUAACAAAUACACUGACAAAUAGAGCUAUUGUUGGAACCAUGAAAAGCUUAAACCCAAAAACCAGUUUUAAGUACUUUGAUGAAGUUCAUAUGUCUUCUUGGCUAGGAAUUUCUUCUAAGUACGAAUUUGGCUCGGAAAAGCUUGUUUCAAAAGCUUGUGAUCCAUACCCGUACAAAGAUAGUCUGAGUACUGACUUAAAUACAUAUAGAGGGCUUGACUUCUGUUAUAUUCUUCAAAGAUUCACUCACCAAGAAGCCUUAACAGUUGUGCCAAACUGGAAAUGCAACGGUACUGAUGAUUUUUGCAGUCAAUUGGGUCCAUUUACAUCAGAUAAGGAGAUAAAGGCCACGGAAGGAGGUUUUAAAGAUGUCAAGCUUGUCCUUCAGGAUGUUCGAUGUGAUAAAAGUUCUUCAAAAGAUAAUGUCUCUUUUACAAGGGUCUCUUCCAUUUUUAGAGUGGUGUCUCCGUUUGAGAAUCAGUUCACCGCAACACAAAGGACUGGGCUUAAUAACAUGACUCUUUCUGCUGAAGGAAUCUGGAAAUCUUCCAGUGGACAGCUUUGUAUGGUUGGUUGCCGUGGACUUGCUGGUGCAGAAGGCAGCAACUGUGAUUCUCGAAUCUGCUUGUAUGUUCCGCUGUCUUUUUCCAUAACACAGAGGAGCAUAAUCACUGGCCAUUUUUCCAGCAUCGAUGGAAGCGGUAGGCCUUACUUCCCUUUAUUAUUUGAGAAACUAAUCCGCCCUGUUGAGCUGUGGGAUCAAUACACUGCUUCUCGUCCAUACUACAAGUACUCAAAAAUCGAUGCAGCUGCGGCAGUCCUUGAGAAAAAUGAGCCCUUCAACUUCGGUUCAAUGUUUAAAAAAUCGCUGUUGACAUUCCCAAAACUGGAAGAUGCAGAUUCUUUUACAGUCAGCCUUUCAAUUCUUUCUGAAGAUCUCAGCCUUCACACAUCAGCAGUAGCGGAUCAAAUCCCUGAUUCAGCUCACCAAAGAUUUGAUAUUGAGAUGGAGAUUCUCUCUCUUGGUCCAAUGUUUGGGCCUUUGACAAAUGGCUCAAUCAGUGAAAAAGAGAACUCGUAUCAUGCUAAAGCUGAAUACACAGAGAAACAGCUUCUCUUAAAUGUUUCUGCUCAACUCAGUCUCGCUGGAACCUCAUACAACAUCUCUUUGCUUUUCAUAGAGGGGUUGUAUGAUCCGCAUGUUGGAAAAAUGUACCUCAUUGGUUGCAGGGAUGUUCGAGCCUCGUGGAAACUUCUAUCAGAAAGUAUGGACCUUGAGGCUGGAUUGGAUUGUCUAAUCGAGGUGGUUAUAGCAUAUCCACCAACCACUGCUCGUUGGUUGGUCAAUCCAGCAGCUAAAAUCUCCGUAUCUAGUCAAAGGAAUGAGGAUGAUCCACUCUAUUUUAAUCCUGUGAACCUUCAAACAUUCCCCAUUAUGUACAGGAAGCAACGAGAAGAAAUUCUUUCGCGCAGGGGCAUAGAGGGAAUUCUCCGCGUCUUGACACUCUCUGUGGCAAUUUUUUGCAUUUCCAGCCAACUACUUUACAUCAGAGAUAAUGCAGAAUCAGUACCUUAUGUCUCGCUUGCGAUGCUGUGUGUCCAAGCUCUUGGCUACAGCCUGCCUUUGAUCACAGGUGCAGAGGCUCUGUUCAAAAUGGUGGGUGCUGAAACCAAUGAGACUCCAUCUUACGAUCUUGAUAGCAGCCAGUGGAUUCGUCUGAUCGAUUAUACUGUCAAGGUUCUUGUGCUUGUUGCCUUUUUAGUAACGGUGAGGCUCAGCCAAAAGGUGUGGAGAUCCCGUAUCAGAUUACUGACGAGGAACCCUCUUGAACCACAGCGCGUUCCAAGUGACAAGUGGGUACUUCUCAGUACACUGAUAAUACAUGCUGUUGGAUAUACCAUUGUUUUGUUCAUCCACUCCUUUAAUACAAGCCAGAAACCUCUUCGUGCUGAACAUUACGUAGAUUCCACUGGAAAUUUCCACACGUUGAGGGAAUGGGAAACUGAAUUGGAGGAGUACAUGGGUUUGAUUCAAGAUUUCUUUUUGCUUCCUCAAGUAAUAGGCAACCUUGUUUGGCAAAUCCAUUGCAAACCACUCAGAAAGCUAUACUAU